Molecule: messenger RNA, 1425 nt
Organism: Priapulus caudatus
Lineage: Eukaryota; Metazoa; Priapulida; Priapulimorpha; Priapulimorphida; Priapulidae
Exons: 2
Coding region: 1-1425 (474 amino acids)
Molecular function (GO): nucleic acid binding
Source: RefSeq, a predicted model, not a curated record
AUGUCACAAGAUGACUUCAAGUUUUUGCGAAUUCUCCUGGAAGAGAUCCAUCAGAGAGAUGACGGUUACUACGAGAAUGACGCGCACUCGCCAUCGACGGACGCGCCAUCGACGGACGCGCACUCGCCGUCGACGGACGCGCACUCGCCGUCGACGGACGCGCACUCGCCAUCGACGGACACAGAGUUGGAUUAUCCUGAUAUGAAGAAUAUCUUCUGGACGGACUCGAAGGUUGUGCUAGGGUACAUCCAAAACCGGUCCAAGAGAUUCCACAUGUAUGUUGCAAAUCGUGUACAGACAAUACGUCAGAGUUCAGACCCCGAUCAGUGGAACUAUGUUUCGACACACGAGAACCCAGCGGAUCAUGCAUCACGGGGCCUCACUGCUGAGGAGAUCGAAUCGUCUAACUGGCUCAAGGGUCCCGCUUUCCUAUGGGAGAAGGAGAUAUCACUACAGAAGAUAGACGUGAACGUAGCAGCAGAAGACAUAGAGGUCAAAUCCACCGUCAGAGCUGCUCAGAAAUCCAGCUUCACCUCAUUCGAAGAAAGAGUAAGCAGAUUUUCGACGUACAACAGUGCUGUCAAAGCAGUAUCUGUCAUCGUAAACUGUUCGCUCAGAAGAGCAGGAAUCGAAUUGUCAAAACUGGAGACGCAGAAGGUUGCUGAGAAAAAUCUGAUUUGCGUGAUCCAGGAAGAGAGCUUCCCUGAGGAGUUGACAAGAUGUCGGAAGGGCUCAUCAGCCCUAUCAAAGACAGGCAGUCUGAAGGAUCUUGAUCCGUUCAUCGGUAAGGAUAACCUCCUACGGGUGGGAGGGAGACUGAUGAAAGCGCCAAUGAUGUACGGAGUCAAACACCCUAUUAUCCUCCCUAGACACAGUCACUUGUCCAGUCUGAUAGCUUCACACUGCCAUCAGAGGAUAACACAUCAGGGGCGGCAUCUGACAAUUAACGACAUAAGGGCCAGUGGAUUCUGGAUACUCGGAUGCAGAUCAGUUGUUUCGUCCAUGAUAAACAAAUGUGUCAGGUGCAUUCGUGCCAGAGGUAGCACGCUGACGCAAAAGAUGCCCGAUCUUCCGAAAGAGCGCAUAGAACCCUCACCACCUUUUACAUACUGUGGACUGGAUUGCUUUGGGCCAUAUAUUAUCAAGGAAGGCAGGAAGGAGUUGAAGAGGUACGGACUCAUAAUUACCUGCCUGGCCAUGAAGGGCGUCCAUAUCGAGAUGCUAGACGACAUGUCCACAGACUCCUUCUUGAACGCUCUGCGAUGCUUCAUCGCAUUAAGAGGAAGAGUACGUCUGAUUCGAUGCGACCAAGAAACUAACUUUAUCGGAGCAAAACAUGAACUCAAAGAGUGUUUGAAAGAACUGGACUCUGACCACAUCGUAUCCAAGCUCAGGACUACAGUUCGAAUGCGAGUACAAGUUUAA